Medicago truncatula (barrel medic) is the source of this 4087-nucleotide messenger RNA. Its product is annotated as epidermal growth factor receptor substrate 15. The coding region runs from base 267 to 3809 and encodes 1180 amino acids. The record is from RefSeq and is a predicted model, not a curated record. Gene Ontology annotation, cellular component: plasma membrane; cytoplasm; nucleus. NCBI's taxonomy places the organism in Eukaryota, Viridiplantae, Streptophyta, Magnoliopsida, Fabales, Fabaceae. Gene Ontology annotation, biological process: endosomal transport; endocytosis. The transcript is spliced from 13 exons. Gene Ontology annotation, molecular function: protein binding; calcium ion binding.
UAUAGGUAGAUGCAUGAAAUAAAAUGAUGAUGAGGAUGAAGUUGGUCCGUUGAGGCACAGCCUGUGUGUUUACUGUCGUUGGAAUAUCAUCAGAAAAAAAAAAAGGCACAUCUCGCCGGAAAAUUCCAAAACCAUAAAUCACUAUUUCAAAUCCCUUAAAUUCAACAAUUUUCAUUUAUAAAUUUCGUUUCCCUCUCUUCUUCUUCCACAAUCCAAAUCCCUAACCGCUUCGACUUGGUUCCGUUGCACGCGAUCUAGGUGCAAAAAUGGCAGCACCACCGAACAUGGAUCAGUUCGAAGCGUUUUUCAGAAGAGCAGAUUUAGAUGGAGAUGGUAGAAUCAGUGGUCCUGAGGCUGUCAAUUUCUUUCAAGGAUCCAACUUGCCUCAAAACGUUCUUGCUCAGGUAUGGAUGCAUGCUGAUCAGGCCAAAACUGGUUUCCUUGGGAGGAAUGAUUUUUAUAAUGCUUUGAAAUUAGUAACUGUUGCACAGAGUAAGCGAGAUUUAACUCCGGAUAUUGUGAAGGCAGCGUUAUUCGGUCCUGCUGCUUCUAAAAUCCCUGCACCGCAGAUAAACCUUGCUGCUAUACCUCCACAGCGUCCGAAUCCAGUGGCUUCCUCGUCGGUUGGGCAGAUUGGUGUGACUUCUGGACCAACAUCGAGUCAAGGUUAUGCUUAUAGAGGACAGGGGUUAGCAGGUUCUGUUGGGAACCAGCAAUAUCUUCCUUCUCAGCAGGGUGCUAACAUGAGACCGCCUCAAUCACAGGGGUUCGCAGGUUCUGUUGCGAACCAGCAAUAUCUACCUUCGCAGCAGAAUGUUAACAUGAGACCACCUCAAUCACAGGGGUUAUCAGGUCCUAUUUCAAACCAGCAAUUUCUACCUUUGCAGCAGAAUAUUAACACGAGACCGCCUCAAUCACAGGGGUUAGCAGGUCCUGUUGGGAACCAGCAGUUUCUACCUUCGCAGCAGAGUCCUACUAUGAGACCACCUCAAUCACAGGGAUUUUCAGGUUUUGUUGCAAAUCCACAAUAUCUUCCUUCCCAGCAGAAUCCAAACAUGAGACCAACUCAAUCCAUGCCAACUGUCAGUGCUCCUGGUCCACAACAAUUCAUGCCUGCUGGUAACACUCCUCGUCCACCUCAGUUGAUGCCCUCCGGUACAGCCCCUCGUCCGCAACAGGGUUUUGCAGGUCCCAAUCUCUCAAAUGCUAACAUCUCAAAUGAUUGGAAUGGUGGAAGGACUGGUAUGGCUCCAGCUCAGCCUGCAGGAAUCACUCAAUCACCUGCCUUAUCAACACCAACAUCGCCGUCUCUGGUCUCGCCGGUCUCCCAGCCAACACCUGUUACCACUAAAGCAUUGACUGUGUCUGGAAAUGGGUACCCUUCCCGUCCAGUUUUGGGCGACGAUUUUUUCUCUACUGCUGCAUCCACACCAAAACAAGACCCUACUCGACAGAAUUAUUCUGUUAGCAGUGCACCUGCCUCAUCAUCCAUUGUUCCAGUUUCCAGUAGUGCCAACCCUGCAAGUAGGCAAAGUUCACUUGAUUCAUUGCAGAGUGCAUUCUCAAUGCCACUUACAAAUAGCCAGAUUCCGCGGACACAGUCUUUACCAAACACAAACCAGCAAAUUUCACCACCAGCUUCUUCUCCGCUUACCACAUCUGGGAGAUCGGUUGGACUUGGAAAUACUAGUUCCGACAAUUCACAGCCUCCGUGGCCAAAAAUGAAACCUUUUGAUGUGCAGAAGUAUAGGAAGGUUUUUAUGGAAGUUGACACCGACAGGGAUGGGAAAAUCACUGGGGAGGAGGCACGCACUCUUUUUAUAAGUUGGAGAUUACCAAUAGAUGUCUUAAAGAAGGUGUGGGACUUAUCUGAUCAAGAUAAUGAUAGCAUGCUUUCAUUGAGGGAGUUUUGCUAUGCUGUUUAUUUGAUGGAGCGGUAUAGGGAAGGUCGUCCUCCUCCACAGUCUCUUCCAAGUAGUGUUAUAUUUGACGAAACAUUGAUGUCUAUGACUGGGCAUCCGAAUAUUGCUUAUGGAAAUGCAGCAUGGAAUGUAGGCCCAGGUUUUCAGCAGCAACCAGGGAGGCCAGGUGCUCCGCCAGUGGCGCCAGCAGCUGGUCUGAGGCCACCAGUGCAAGGAACGCCUGCUCAGGUUGACAGCACUGUGCCGCCCGAUCAGAAAAAGUUUGGAACAUCUGCGUUGGACGAUUCCUUUUUGAACGACACAGAUAAUAGUGAGCAAAAUAUUGAGACUGCAGGGAAAAAGGCUGAAGAAACACAGAAUAUGAUAUUGGAUUCAAAAGAGAAGAUUGAGUUGUACCGCAACAAAAUGCAGGAAUUGGUCCUGUAUAAAAGCAGAUGUGAUAACCGCUUAAAUGAGAUUACAGAAAGGGCAUCUGCAGAUAAGCGUGAGGCAGAAUCAUUGAGCAAGAAAUAUGAAGAGAAAUACAAACAAGUUUCAGAAAUAGCAUCUAAAUUGACUGUAGAAGAAGCUAAAUUUCGUGAUAUACAGGAAAGGAAGGUGGAGUUGCAGCAAGCCAUUGUCAAAAUGGAACAAGGAGGCAGUGCAGAUGGUAUUCUUCAGGUUCGUGCUGAUCGCAUACAAUCAGAUCUUGAGCAGUUAUUUAGGGCUUUUGAUGAACGGUGCAAGAAACAUGGAAUGGAUGUGAAGUCGGUUGCAAUGGUUCCGCUUCCUGAAGGUUGGCAACCCGGUAAUCCAGAGGGGGCAGCUGUUUGGGAUGAAGAUUGGGAUAAAUUUGAAGAUGAAGGAUUUGCCAAUGAUCUCACUUUUGAUACGAAAAAUGCAUCUUCAGAGCCAAAACCUUCAUUCAUUCCCGGAGAACAAAAUUCUUUUGAUGAUAAUUCUGUUCAUGGUUCACCUGUGAAUGCAAAUGGUAGGCAAGAAAUUUUUACUAAUGGUGAUUAUACAGCCGAGGAGGAAUCUUAUGUACAAAGUGAAGAUGACUUGGCACGAAGCCCCCGUGAUAGCCCAUUUGGAAGGAAUGCAGUGGAGAGUCCUUCUAAGGAUUUUUCAACCGCUCACUUUGAUAAAGCUUCCGAAGCAGAUGCAGAAACACAUAGAAGUUUUGAUGAAUCAACCUGGGGUGCCUUUGACAAUAAUGAUGAUGUGGACUCGGUGUGGGGUUUUAACACCAAGGACUCUGACUUGGAUAAGCAGGGAGAUUUCUUUAAAUCGGGUGAUUUUGGUUUAAAUCCAGUUAGAACAGGAUCUACUGUUACAGAUGGUGCAUUCCAUACAAAAAGCCCUUUUGCUUUUGAUGAUUCAGUGCCUGGAACUCCAUUUUCCAAGUUUGGAAACUCUCCAAGGUACAGUGAGGCAGGGGAUCACUUCUUUGAAACGUCAAGGUUCGAUUCCUCCUUCAGCAUGCAUGAAAGUGGAAAUUCUCCGCAAGCAGAGAGAUUUACGAGAUUUGAUUCCAUUAGUAGCAGCAGAGAUUUUGGCAACAAUCAAGAGAAAUUUUCAAGGUUUGAUUCCAUUAGUAGCAGCAAGGAUUUUGGCUACAGUCACGAAAAGUUUUCAAGGUUUGAUUCCAUAAGCAGCAGCAAAGAUUUCGGUUACAAUCCUCCUGAUACGCUGACAAGGUUUGAUUCCAUGAGUAGCAGCAAAGAUUUUGGCUUCGGUGGUCAAGGACAUGCAAGGUUUGAUUCAAUUAGUAGCAGCAAGGACUUGGGCUACAGUGCUCCAUUCUCUUUUGAUGACUCUGAUCCAUUCGGUUCCUCUGGCCCAUUUAAGGUCACUUCAGAUAAUCAAUCUCCAAAGAAAGGCUCUGAUAAGUGGAGUGCGUUCUAGCCUGCAAUCCAAGUUUUCCUGGUUUUUUUCUUUGUUGUUUCCUUUUCCUUGAUUGUUCAUGAUUAGCCUAUUUUUUGUGUAUAGCUAGAAAAAAAAAAAUGUUAGACGGUAAUAUUGUAUGGCGUAUGUAUUAUUUUUCAAGAGAGCUUUCCCUAUAUUUUUUGGGAAGGGAUGAGUGUGUGUGUGUGGGGGGGGAUAAGAGAUAGGAUUAAAUGACAUGGUGUGAAUGUAAUACUAAGUUGAUUGACAAACACAUGCACAGGUUUUGUUUUUUUGUU